Molecule: messenger RNA, 3057 nt
Organism: Arachis stenosperma
Lineage: Eukaryota; Viridiplantae; Streptophyta; Magnoliopsida; Fabales; Fabaceae
Product: transcription termination factor MTERF5, chloroplastic
Exons: 4
Coding region: 355-2952 (865 amino acids)
Biological process (GO): regulation of DNA-templated transcription
Molecular function (GO): zinc ion binding; double-stranded DNA binding
Source: RefSeq, a predicted model, not a curated record
ACACAACACUCCUUCGCAAGCGGCGCCAUCAUCUCACAUUCUUCCUUUCCCUCUUCGGAAGGAGCAAACGCAAUUUGUGGUCCACUACAAGUCUACAACUAUGAAAGCUUCAUCUUCUCUUCAUCCACACCACCAUUUUCCUUCCACUAAACUUUACACUUCCAUCACCACAAGUAAAUUGCAGUGCAUCCAAGCUUUUUACUAAACCCCAUGCCGCUGGUACGAUUUGUGGGGGGAAAAGCCAAUGCGAUUUGCGUUUAGAAAAUCGGAAAAAGUAGUGCAGAAUUGCGAGUUAAGAGCUGCUGUUGAAAAAAAUAACUUUCCUAAUGCCAGUGUGAUUUAUUUUUUGAGAAAAUGACUUCCAAAAGUUAUUUUGUUGUCGUUCACCAUUGUGGAGAAAUUAUAGAUACUAUAGAGGGAACAACUUUUAGCAGCAAGAAUCCUAUAGGGAUUUUUAUUAAUUCAACAACUUCCUAUGCCGACCUACAAGACAAUAUUUUGCAAAAGUUGGAUCAGUUUGACAAGAAGCGAGUAUCUGAGAUCUUAUAUAGGCUCCCAAUAUCAUUUAGUGGAGGACAUGCUAGAUAUCAGAGAUUUCCGAUACGCAGUGAUAGUGAUAUGCAGGUUUUGUUUUACUGUCAAUCAACAUGUCCGGAGAUUCGUACAAUUGAGCUAUUUGUACGGAUUGAGGAGAUAUUUGGGAGCUCUGGAGGAUCUGCACCAAAUGUACAGUCGAGAGGAAUGGAAGGAAGCUCCGGUUCAGGACCUUUACUUGUGAGAUCGCCUUCAUUUGCAGUAUACAACAAUCAAAAUGUCAACGAAGGCGAGACAGCUCUUGGGGAUAGUCGGUCUUCUGGACGACUAGUAUUGGAAACCAUAGAACCACCCACCCAGCAUCCACCAAACCAUGAAGCUUUCGUGGAGAUGGUAGAUGUUGCAGAGGAUGUCAUUCGAGAUGAGGAUGAAGAGUCGGUGAAUAUUCCGUAUGAUAGUGAUGACAACCAAGGAAAUGACCCGUUAACACAAACUCAACGUUCUAAUUUAGAGACACAACACUAUCCUAGUCAUUUUUCCGCAUUGAAUCUAAGCGCGAUGCAACAAGUUGAUGUGGAUUUGUCUGGGUUCAUAAAGGAGGGAGAGUUCGUGAUCGGACAACGCUUUCGAAGCAAAGACGAGGCCGUGCUUGCAAUAAAGAACUACAACAUUCGUCGAGCUGUGGAGUACAAAGUGCUAGAAUCCGAUCACAGAAAGUACUGUGGAAAGUGCAGACAGUCUGAUCAAGGGUGUAAUUGGUUGAUCCGUGUAUCAUUGCGGCAAAAAAAAAGGUACUGGGAGGUCCGAAAGUACAACGGUCGACACACAUGCCUUGCAAUUAAUGUUUCAAGAAACCACCGACAACUUGAUUAUCAUGUUGUAUGUUCUUCUAUCUUCCCGAUGGUGCAAGCUGAUCCCACUAUUUCAAUUAAAUUAUUGCAGAAUUCAAUAGAGGGAAAAUUUGGGUUUAGGUGCAGUUACCGAAAAGCUUGGCUGGCAAAACAAAAAGCAAUUGCAAAGAUUUAUGGCGAUUGGGAAGAGUCGUAUAAUCUACUUCCAAGGUGGAUAUUGGGAAUCCAAAUGACAAUGCCCGGAAGUUUUGUGAUGAUGAAGACUGCCCCGGUUCGUGUCGAGGGUGUGGUUGACCCAAGUCGUGUGAUUUUUCAUCGUUUAUUCUGGACAUUUUCACCAUGUGUAGAGGCUUUUAAGCACUGUAAGCCUGUUAUUAGUAUCGAUGGCACCCUUCUGUACGGGAAGUAUGGUGGAAUGUUGAUGAUUGCCAUUGCACAAGACGGUAACUCUAACAUAUUGCCAGUUGCUUUUGCAUUGGUCGAAGGAGAAAAUAUAGAAUCAUGGAAAUUCUUCCUUACUCAUAUGCGUGAGCAGGUGACUCCUCAACCUGGCAUUCUUGUUAUAUCUGACAACCAUCCUGCCAUUCAAGCUGCGUUGAAUGCUGAAGGGAGUGGUUGGCACCCUCCUAGCGCUUAUCGUGCAUUCUGCAUUCGCCACUUGGCAGCAAACUUUGCACUCAAUUUUAAGAGUAAGGAUGCAAGAAGGGCACUUGUGAAUGCGGCGUAUGCGAAAACUGGGUUUGAGUUCCAGUACUACUUUGAGUUGAUGAAAUCUGAGAACUCAGAAAUGUGUACAUGGGCCAAUAGAUGCCCAUUGGAACUUUGGACUCAACAUCGGGAUGAGGGUCGUAGGUAUGGACACAUGAUAACCAACUUAUCCGAGUGUGUGAAUGAUGUCUUGAAGGGCAUCCGAAACCUUCCAAUUACAUCACUAGUGAGAUCUACCUAUUAUCGGUUGGCGGAGCUUUUUGUUAGUAAAGGAAAAGAGGCUGAAGCCCAAUUGGCUGCUGGACAACAAUUUUCUCAUGUUUUGACCAAAGCUAUUGAGAAGAACAGGGAAGCAAGUGGUCAAAUGAAUGUCCACCUGUACGAUAGAGAAAAUUUAGAAUUCACAGUGUCAGAAGCUGCUUCCACUGGUGGUUAUAACUUUGGUGCAUAUAGAGUGUCUUUGAAAGAACGUCGUUGUGACUGCGGAUAUUUUCAAGCAUUGCACUAUCCAUGCAAACAUGUUCUGAUAGCAUGUGCAUCUCAGAGAAUUGAUUGGACAACUUAUGUUGAUAGUGUUUAUCGGAUGAGUAGUGUUUUCAAUGUAUACAAAAUGGUUUUUUCUGCACCUCCACACGAGGACCAUUGGCCGAUGUAUGAAGGGCCUCGGGUGGUACCAGACCCAAGUCUGAUGAGGGCUACUCAGGGACGACCACCCUCUACCAGGCUUAGAAAGAACAUGGAUGAAUUUGAUGAAGGGCAACCUAAGAGGUGUGGGUUAUGCAGGCAACCUGGGCAUACAAGGAGUAAGUGUCUACAGAAUCAAGCAUCUUCGUCUUCUCAUGCAGGCAGCAAUGGUUAGAGUUAAGGGGUGGAUUAUUACCUAAUAUUUAUUUAAUGCUUUUUAUAUGUUGAACUAGUUUAUGUUACGUUUUAUGUGGUGUCUGAAUAGGUUAUGCUUUUUAUA